AGAGAGAUAAGAUACUGAGCACUACUUCUUGUUCUAAUUCUAGCACUACUGCAAUCAGCUAGGAUUUUCGUCCGAACAACAUUUUGACCAAAAAAACUCUUGAGGCAAAUGGGAUCCUCGUCGUCGCCUCUCAGUGCUCUUCUAGAGGGCUUUUGGAGCAGUCAACAGCACGAUCCAUCGGAAGCUCUUCCUCCUGCCGGUACCUCUUUCACGAGCAAGUGCACCAGUGCAACGACCUUUGUCGAGGCGGAUUCUUCAUCGUUCUUCCCUUCCGCUUCGUCGAGCGUGUCCCGGCGCCGAGGAGGAGGAGAUGAUAGACGGCAUGUAGCAUACUCCGGCUCAACAAGCUCAACAUCGUCAUUUUUAACAACAGGCAGUGGCGGAGUUGGACGAGCUACAACGACAGCUACAUCCUUCUCGAAACACACGACUGAUGGUGCCUUGGCGGAUGAUUCGGAGGUUAGGAUGGAGGAAACCAAAGCCAAACGCGAGAGGGAUCCGCCUUGGUAUAGAGAGGGAUCACAUCCAUAUUAAGGCACAGAAACAUGAAGGGUACGAAGCCGGGCGCAGUUCUUUUACAUGCCCGUACAUAAGUGCUUGUUCUUCCUCCGAGAUGAGUCCUUCUACUGUUGUACUUCUUUUUAGAAGCAGUGAGCAUUCUUUUAUACUACUUCUUUUUAGAAGUUGUGUUGAGCAUUCUUUCAAUGAAUGAUCCUUCUCUUUUUAGAAGUGAGCAUCAGCAUUCCCAUUUUUCAUCCUUCUAAUCUUCCUUCAUUCGCGAGAAUUACAACCACAAUGUGCCCUCACCGCAUGUUGGCGACAGUAUUCCCAAUCCAAAUCUGGCGGAUAAGGAUCUGCUAGGUGGAGGUGGCUCUGAGGAAUCAACAUCCUCAUCUGCGAAUCGAAGCCUGAAAAUACGCCAAAACGUUCAAGAAAAAGUGGUCAUUCCUCGACGCGGAGGGUUGAUGAAUCCACCGAAUGAGCCUUCGACGGUAAAGGAAGGCACGAGCGCACAGCACCUGCCGCCAUCAAAGGACGGGAAACUGUCCGGGCCAUUGAUUCCUGGGAAGGAUGCGCCCGGUAUGGUUUUUCGAUGAUUCAACUUUGCUACUUAGCUUUGCUUGUGGGCCUUGUAUACUUCUAAGCUACAUCACUUCCAUCAAAUCUAUGCAUCACAUUUUCAAAAAGACAGAUGACCGCGGCAGUUCCGAGUCUGCAUCAAUGAAGGAUGCUCUCGACAAAAACCCUGCUCUGAGAGAGGGCAUCGGCGAGGACAUCUUUGAGCUUAACGAGGAAGCCCCUGGGUUUCUAGAUACCACCGGUUUAGACGGGCAACCGCUUCCUGAGGAUAUCGUACGCAUGAACAGAGAAGCUAUGACGAAGAAAGAGCCACUAAUCGUCGUCAAAUACGACGAUCACCCGGAAAACCUCUCGGUUAUGGGCGGCUACUGUCCCGAAACUAGCGGAACGUGCCAGAAGAAUGGUGCGGUUGGGUACACGCGAGCGCAGGAAGUGGAUCGGGUGAAUUUUGGAGCUGACGUAAAUGCACGAUCAGGAGGAGGUGAGUUUGGGGAGCUCUUUAAGGGUGCUAAUGUCAACGCACCGAAAGGAGCACCUGGAGGUGCUGGAGUUGGUCCAAGAAUUAUGAAGACAACUGAAUAUGUACCUGCAUCAUUAAUGAACAAGAGUAAGACAGCAAAACAGUUUGGGCUUCAAAGUGAACCACUGGCAGAAUAGGAUUCGCAGAAAAGCAUGUCCAAAUGUACUUACAAGAUCUGACACUUCCAAACGCAACAUCUCUUCAUAUUCCUGUCUAGAAUUGCAUAGAAACAGAUACAGAUGAAGAUUCACGAGCAGAUAGACGUGGCUGAUGAUAAAGAACGUAAAAGAUGGAUAAGGAGUGUUGGACUUUUGCAGACAUAGAUACACCAGUACUCAUCAAUUUAUCGAUGAUCAUCUUCCUACUCGUAGCAAG
Messenger RNA from Amoebophrya sp. A25, 1975 nucleotides. The record is from the annotation of a GenBank genome assembly. NCBI's taxonomy places the organism in Eukaryota, Dinophyceae, Syndiniales, Amoebophryaceae.